Cannabis sativa is the source of this 1722-nucleotide messenger RNA. Its product is annotated as rRNA-processing protein EFG1. Gene Ontology annotation, biological process: maturation of SSU-rRNA from tricistronic rRNA transcript (SSU-rRNA, 5.8S rRNA, LSU-rRNA). NCBI's taxonomy places the organism in Eukaryota, Viridiplantae, Streptophyta, Magnoliopsida, Rosales, Cannabaceae. The transcript is spliced from 8 exons. Bases 311 to 1393 code for a protein of 360 amino acids. Gene Ontology annotation, cellular component: nucleolus; preribosome, small subunit precursor. The record is from RefSeq and is a predicted model, not a curated record.
UUUUUUUUUUUGAAGAAAGUAAAAUCUUAUUUAAUAAAAGUACGAAUUGAAAUCUUAUGUGGCAAGAAUUAGGGUCGAAGACAGAAAGGAAGAAAUAAUAAAAAAUAGUGAAGAGAGAGAGAGAGAGAAAAGAGUAAGAAGAAGAAGAGGAAGCCAUAGCCGUUUCUGUUGUUGGGGUUUUAUGUUUUAAACACUCCAAACCCUCCUUUUCACUUCACACCAAUUACGCCUUCAUCUAUACAUAUUCACAGCUAUAUAUAACGACUCUGAGUCUCUAGUUUCCAAAAUCUUUAGCGAUUUUGGGUAAACCAUGGCUCAUGGAGGCUACGCCAACCGCAGGGCCAAACCCCCGGGGCGUCGAUCCAAGUCUUUGGCCGCUGAGAAAAAGAAACCUAAGCCCGUCUCUCUCAAGAACCAGAUUCGCUCCGUUGAGCGCAUGCUUCGUAAGGAUCUUCCGGUGGAAGUUAGGGAAGCUCAGCAAAAGAAGUUAGAAGGGCUCAGAAAACAACAGGAAAUUCAUUCUCGCCUUGCUAUUGAACGAAAAAUAUUCUUGAGGGACAGGAAAAUAAAGUUUUUUGAGAGAAGAAAGAUAGAAAGAAGAAUAAGGCGUUUAGAGAAACUCCAACGUGCUUCAUCUGGUCAAGCACAAGAUGCAGAAACUGCUGAGCAGCUUUCUAAAUUGAAAGAAGAUCUUGAAUAUGUUCGGUUCUUUCCAAAGACUGAGAAGUAUGUCGCACUGUUUAUUGGAAGUGAUGACACAGAACUGAUUGCUAAAAGAAAUAGGCUGCGUGAGCUAAUUAAAGCCAAUUUAGUUGCUGCUGCAGCUAGUGGAAAGGAUUUAGAAGAAACUGGGAGCGAGGAUGAUGGGCUAUUGGAUAUGAGUGAAGAUGAUUUCUUUCUAGCUGGAAGCUCUAGUGACGAAGCAGAUGCAGAUGAUGAAUGGACAGAUAAAAGUACAAGGGAGCAGGCUUCUAGUGCUUCCGGAAAAGCAGCAUCUGCAUCUGCAUCUGGCAUGUCUAGUGAUGAAAGAAAGGCUUCUAGUGCUUCUGGAAAAGCAGCAUCUGCGUCUGGUGUGUCUAGCGAUGAAAGAAAUUAUCAGAGACAUAUCUCCGCAAGAGCCUUAAUGCCUCCUCCACGACCAUCGACUAAGUCUUUCUCAAACGAAGUUCGUGGCAAGUCAAAAUUUGCUCCUUCUUCUAGCAGAAAUUUCUCUACACAUAGGGGUGACGUUUCUACAUCCACUGCUACUUCAAAUAGCCUAAGCGGGUCCUCCUUCAAGUCUAGGGGAUCCUCAAACUCUGGAACAACUCAAGGAAGCAAUUUAAGCUCCAACUCAGAUGCUUACAAACCUCGAAGAAAGAGGAGGCCAAAGAAGAAGAAGCAGCAGGGAUGAUAUAACCGGAAUCCGGAUGCCCAUCUUGUGAAACCAGAGAUCUUUAUGCCCCAUUUUACAAUUCAAUUUUAACAAUUCACAUUGUGUUAAAUUAAUUUAUUGGGUAACAAUCAGGAAUGUAUGCUUAUAUUGCUCUUGUAGUGACUGAAAAAAAUCAAUUUAUUUUCACACCUACAAAUAGAAUUGACAUCUGUAAUUAUGCAAGGUAUGCCAAAUCAUGUAAGAAUCCUACCUGGGAUUAAACUUGGUGCUGCUAGUAUAAUAUGAUAUUGUGUAAUAUACAGCAUAUUUCAUUUUUUUUUUCGAGAAGUGUAAUUUAUAUUCAAAAA